AUGAUACAGAAUUAUCAAGAUGCUAUGACCAUAUGUAGAUGGAUUGGUUAUCCAAAUCUUUUUAUUACAUUCACUUGCAACCCUAAAUGGCCAGAGGUUCAAAGGUUCCUAAAGAACAAUAACUUGAAACCUGUUGACCGCCCUGACGUGAUAUGUAGAAUUUUCAAGAUCAAGUUGGAUGCUUUGAUCACCGACUAUCGGAAAAACAAAUUAUUCGGACAAGUUGUUGGAGUCAUAUAUACCAUUGAGUUUCAGAAGAGAGGUCUCCCUCAUGCACACAUUUUACUAUUCCUAGACAAGUUUCAGUAUGAAGAACGACUUCGAUCUCUAGAUUCUAUAAUUUCAGCAGAAAUACCAGACAAAAGUAGCGAUCCAGCCUAUUUCAAUGCAGUUGAGGAAUUUAUGAUCCAUGGCCCAUGUGGAGCAUCAAGAAAGUCUUCUCCCUGUAUGGUUAAUGGCAGUUGUUCUAAACAUUUCCCGAAGAAAUUUGUUAAUUCUUCAACAUUUGAUGAGGAUGGCUACCCUAUCUAUACAAGGAGAGAUAAUGGUAGGACCAUUAUGAAAAACGGGAUUACAUUAGACAACAGGUAUGUGGUACCGCACAAUAGACAUUUAUUGUUGAAGUACAAAGCUCAUAUCAAUGUAGAAUGGUGCAAUCAAUCCCUGUCAAUCAAGUACCUGUUCAAAUAUGUCAAUAAGGGGCAUGAUCAUGUUACAGCUGAAUUCUACAAAACAAGUGAUGAAGAAGAAAGUACAAAGGUUAUUGAUGAAAUUAAUAUGUUCUACGAUUGUAGAUACAUAUCCCCAUGUGAAGCUUCUUGGAGACUGUUUAGCUUUGAUAUACAGUUAAGGUCUCCUUCUGUUGAGCGCCUAAGUUUCCAUCUACCCAAUCAACAAAGUGUUAUAUUUGAAGAUGAUGAUGCUGUUGAUAAUAUAGUAAAUCGACCAACCAUUGCACAAAGCAUGUUUAUGGAGUGGUUUGAAGCUAAUAAGAAUUUUGUACAUUCUAGGAAGUUGACUUAUGCUGAAAUGCCAACAAAAUUUGUUUGGAAGAAAGAUGUUAAGAAAUGGCAACCAAGGCAAAGAGGUUUUGCAAUAGGUCGUAUUUUCUAUGUACCACCUGGUACGGGAGAAAUUUUCUACUUGAGAUGUUUGUUGAAUCAAGUUCGAGGUCCAACCUGUUUUGCAGAUAUAAGGACCGUUGAUGGAGUAGAGUUCAUGAAUUUUCGAGAUGCAUGUUAUGCUCGAGGCUUAGUUGAUGAUGAUAAAGAAUAUGUAGAUGCAAUUGAAGAAGCAAGUGAAUGGGCAUCAGCAUCUAAUCUAAGGAGAUUGUUUGUGACAUUGUUAAUGACUAACUCAAUUGGAAAACCAGAGAUUGUUUGGGAAACAAUUUGGGAGCAUUUGUCAGAAGAUGCCGAAUAUUAUAUAAGAAAGACGCUGCAAAAACCAGAUUUGGUGCUAAACAAUAGCGACAUACAAAAUUUUGCCUUGAUGGAGAUUGAGAAGAUCUUAACUGCUAUGGGUAAGAGUUUGAGUGACUUUGCUCCUAUGCCAACACCAAAUAUUGACAUGUACUCAGUGGCAACAAAUCGUUUGAUACAAGAGGAAUUGGCAUAUGAUUGCGAUAGUAUGAAGUUUGAGAACCAGUUGCUGGUUAAACAGCUGACUAGAGAGCAAAGGGAGAUAUAUGAUGAGAUUAUUGAUGAUAUCGAGAAGAGCAGUGGAGGGUUGUUCUUUGUUUAUGGUGGGCGAACUGCGCAUUUGAGGUUUGCUAUACCUAUUUCGAUUCAUGAAGAUUCAACCUACAACAUAAGUCAAGGUACUCCUUUAGCAGAGUUAAUUAUUCGUUGUAAAUUGAUCAUAUGGGAUGAAGCACCUAUGAUGCACAAACAUUGUUUUGAAGCUUUAGAUAGAACUAUGAGAGAUUUAUUAAGGUGCAAGAAUCCAAAUAGUUUAGAUACGACAUUUGGUGGGAAAAAUGUUAUUUUGGGGGGAGAUUUCAGACAAAUAUUACCAGUAAUACCCAAGGGAACAAGGCAAGACAUUGUUGCUGCAAGUAUAAAUUCUUCAUAUCUAUGGAGAUCAUGUAAAGUGUUUAGGCUAACUCAAAACCUACGCCUAAGACAAAUACAGUCAGAUUUUGAAGCUCAACAGGUUGAAGAAUUUGCAAAAUGGAUAGCUCAAAUUGGUGAUGGAGUUCUUGGUAAUUCCAGAGACGUAGACUUUGAAAUCACCAUUCCAGAUCAGUUUUCACUCAAAAGUAAUGGUGACCCAAUUGCUACAAUUGCUGAAAGUACUUUCCCUAGAUUUCGAAGUGGUCACAAUGAUAUUACAGAUCUACAGAAUAGUGCUAUUUUGGCUCCAACUCUUGACGUUGUGGAUAGCAUCAAUCAAUACAUGAAUGAUCAUAAUUCCGGUGAAGGUAAGACUUAUCUAAGCUGUGACUCUGUAUGCAAGUCAAACUCUAAUGGAGAUAUGUUAUCAAAUUUGCACACUCCUGAGUUUUUAAAUGGUCUGCGUUGUUCUGGAGUACCAAACCAUUCACUUACUUUAAAAGUUGGGUCACCAGUUAUGCUUUUGAGAAAUAUUGACUACAGUUUAGGAUUGUGUAAUGGCACGAGACUUAUUCUUACAAGAUUGGCAAAUCAUGUGUUGGAAGGACAGAUCAUGUGUGGAACGAAUGCAGGAACAAAGGUUUUAAUUCCCAGGAUGUCGUUAACACCUUCAGAUAUCAGAUUGCCAUUUAAAUUUCAAAGGAAACAAUUCCUGUUGAUGCUAUCUUAUGCGAUGACAAUAAAUAAGAGUCAAUGA
Messenger RNA from Ipomoea triloba (trilobed morning glory), 2811 nucleotides. RefSeq lists its product as uncharacterized. Gene Ontology annotation, biological process: DNA repair; telomere maintenance. The record is from RefSeq and is a predicted model, not a curated record. Bases 1 to 2811 code for a protein of 936 amino acids. The transcript has 4 exons. Lineage: Eukaryota; Viridiplantae; Streptophyta; Magnoliopsida; Solanales; Convolvulaceae. Gene Ontology annotation, molecular function: DNA helicase activity.